AAAUGUUACGAGGAUGUGGACGUCGGCUUCCCGAACCUUACUCAAAACAUCACCUCGUGUAACAGAACCGGUCUGAGAGUGAUGAUAGUCAUCACAAGGACACCACCACAAAUUGAGCGUAUGGGCGUGUGUGAGGUGGAUAUUUACGGUUGUUUUACACAUAAAUAUGGUGACCAGUGUCAAUUCAAUUGUACCAACUGUAAACACGGCUGUGACCCUGACAACGGAGUUUGUGAUUCUACACACUGUAAUGCUGGCUGGACUGGACCACGGUAUUGUAACCAAACUUGUUCAUCACUUACAUUUGGAGAGAACUGUGUUCAGGAAUGUCAUUGUAAGACGCCCGGAUGUAACGGAGAGACCGGACACUGUAACACACCAGGAUGCCAGGCUGGUUACCAUGGGAGUAGUUGUAGCCAAGUUUGUUCGAACACAACGUUUGGCGUGAACUGCUCAUCCACAUGUAACUGUGAUACUCCUGGUUGUGACUUAGUAACAGGUCAUUGUAACGUACCCGGGUGUGCAGCCGGCUGGAAGGGGGAGUCAUGUCAUAUACCUUGUUCCGACGGAGUGUUCGGUAAGGGAUGUACCACUCGAUGUCACUGCGAUGUACCCGGAUGUGAUAAGGCAACUGGUACUUGUACAAACACAAGUGCAGGAUGUUUGGAUGGCUGGAAUGGUUCUUCUUGUAGCCAAGCAUGUGUUGCUCCUUAUUUUGGAAACAAGUGCACAUCACAAUGUAGAUGUAAAACAGUUGGUUGUAACCACGUCUAUGGGACAUGUGCAUUAUCUGGAUGUAUAUCUGGGUGGAUGGGAACGUCAUGCUCCAAAAAAUGUACCGAAAACAAAUUUGGAGAAGACUGUCUCCUCACAUGUCAUUGUAUGACCCCCGGAUGUAGCCGCUUCAAUGGAACCUGUUUGUCAUCAGAUGGUUGUAGUGAUGGAUACGUUGGUAGCUCGUGCAGUACAAAAUGCAAAUCAGGACAUUUUGGUGCUAACUGUACGAAACAAUGUCAUUGUAAGGAUACUGCAUGUAGUCAUGUGACAGGAAACUGCUCUGCAUCCGGAUGUCUGCCAGGCUGGAGGGGUGACACGUGUAGUGAACGUUAG
Messenger RNA from Mizuhopecten yessoensis (Yesso scallop), 1110 nucleotides. Its product is annotated as multiple epidermal growth factor-like domains protein 10. The transcript is spliced from 8 exons. NCBI's taxonomy places the organism in Eukaryota, Metazoa, Mollusca, Bivalvia, Pectinida, Pectinidae. Bases 82 to 1110 code for a protein of 342 amino acids. The record is from RefSeq and is a predicted model, not a curated record. Gene Ontology annotation, molecular function: scavenger receptor activity.